Messenger RNA from Coccinella septempunctata (seven-spotted ladybird), 2649 nucleotides. Its product is annotated as ATPase family protein 2 homolog. Gene Ontology annotation, cellular component: cytoplasm. Bases 167 to 2644 code for a protein of 825 amino acids. The record is from RefSeq and is a predicted model, not a curated record. The transcript is spliced from 8 exons. NCBI's taxonomy places the organism in Eukaryota, Metazoa, Arthropoda, Insecta, Coleoptera, Coccinellidae. Gene Ontology annotation, molecular function: ATP hydrolysis activity; ATP binding.
ACUAAUCAAUCUAUGGUCAUAAGGUAAUUUUGUAGGUUAUAUUUUGAUUUAACCUCAAAAAUAGGAAUCGAAAUUAUUUGAUUUUUAAUUUGUUUUUUUACUGUGAGCGUCAAAUAUCCACCAGGUUAACAAGGGUUUAUUGUGGAGAUCCAUUAUAGAUACGAUCAUGUCAACCCCUAAAUCUUCUAAAAAAAAUGGACUGUGGAGCGAGUGCCAUAGCUGUGGAACAAUUGUUAGUAAUAAUGAUAAUGAGAAACACCUCAACGACUGCCCACCAAACCCAGAAACUUCCACCUAUUUUUUCUUGAAGAAUCAGUGUUUAUUCGGGAAUCUCCACAUGAAGAAGAAUGCUGAAAUUAAAGGUUUGAGACCGGUAGAAUUAGAUCAUUUAGUUUUCUUGAGCCAAUCGUGUAUGCAGAUCUGCGACCUCGCAUUAGGCGAAUGGGCAAUUUUGAAAGUGGAUAGUUUUUCACCAAUAAUAAAAAAAGCAUGGCCCACAACAGAGAAGACCUUAACUUCAGUACACCUCACAAAACCUGUACUCGAUCUUUAUUUUGGUAAUAUCAAGAAUUAUCCAAAUGUGUCGGUUACCAAAUUGAACACUAAAAAUCUAUUGGAAGCCCAACAAAUUAUUCUGAUAUCUAAAGGGUUACCAAAAACAACUGAAAUUACCCAAGAUAUCCAGAAAAGGCUGACCCAAGUGUAUAAGGGAACUUUAUUAACUACCGGUAAUAAAAUAAGCAUAUUUUAUUAUGGUAAAAACUUGAAAUUCCUAAUCAAAGAAGUAACAAGAGAGAAUAGGGACUUGGAAACUGAAUUGAGAGACAUGACAAUUUCAGAUACUUUUUAUGAAGUUACUCAAAAAACAAAAUGGAUAAUAUUCAAAGACAGCAAGAAGAUAAAAGAUGCCAAUGAACAAAGUAUAGUUCCUCAGAUAGGAGGACUCGAUGAAGAAAUUAAAGAAAUCAGAAGGUUGAUAAAUAUUGCAGUAGUUGAGAAACAGAAGCCAAUAUAUAGAUCGGUUCUACUGUAUGGGUAUCCCGGUACAGGAAAAACUAUGUUAGCAAAUGCUCUAGCAAGAGAAAGUGGGGCCAAUCUUGUCUCAAUAAAAGGUCCUAUUUCAAAUGAUCGGUCAGAAGAAUCCAUAGAGACGAUAUUUCAAAAUGCAUUGGAUAAUAGUCCAACUGUUAUUGUUGUCGAUGAUUUGGACACUAUUUGCCCAAAAACAACCAAGAGUUCGGGGAGCGAGAAACAAAGUACCAAGGAAUUCUGGAAAUUUUUCGAAAAACUGCAGAAUGAUGAAAAUGCAAAAGUAUUUGUUAUUGGGACAACGAGCAAUAUUGAUAAUGUUGAUCCAUCCUUGAGGAAGGUAGGAAGAUUCCAGAAAAGAAUCGAAAUACCCGUGCCUAAUCCCAUGGCCAGAAAAGAUAUUCUCGAUAAAAUACUGAGUGGCGUUGAACACGACCUCAGCGAAGACCAAUUAUCAGAAAUAUCCUUUUGCACCCAUGGUUACGUAGGGGGAGAUUUGUUGGAACUUUGCGACAGCGCUAGAGAUCACGCAUCCCUUAAUUCAAGGGAGGUGUUGGAAAUUGCCGAUUUGAAAUUCGGCCUCACUCAAGUGAUACCCAGUGCAAUGAGAGAAGUUCAAGUGGAGGUGUCCAAAGUGAAAUGGUCGGAUAUAGGAGGACAGGACGAUUUGAAGUUGAUUCUUCAGCAGGCCGUGGAGUGGCCCCUUAAAUAUCCAGAAAGUUUUCAGAAUAUUGGGAUAACACCGCCAAACAGUGUUUUAAUGUACGGUCCACCGGGUUGUUCUAAAACCAUGAUAGCGAAAGCCAUAGCUACUGAGAGUCGAUUGAAUUUUCUCUCGAUCAAAGGUCCCGAAUUGUUCAGCAAAUGGGUGGGCGAGUCGGAGAAAGCGGUUAGGGACGUUUUUCAGAAAGCCAGACAGGUGGCGCCAUCUAUCAUAUUUUUCGACGAGAUCGACGCCAUCGGAGGGGAGAGAUCGUCGGGAAGUUCAUCUGGAGAUAGCGUUCAAGUGAGGGUUUUACUCACGCUUUUGACGGAGAUGAACGGCAUAUCACCCCUCGGGAAUGUUAUUGUUUUAGCUGCUACCAAUAGGCCGGACAGGAUUGAUAAGGCCCUAUUGAGAGCGGGGAGGUUUUCCAAGAGGGUCUAUGUCCCUCUGCCGAAUGACGAGACUAGGAAGGAGAUUUUCAAGCUGAACUUGAGGAAAAUACCUGUUGAUUCUGAAAUAGAUAUCCAGACACUGGUUGAUUCAACAAAAGGUUAUUCGGGUGCAGAAGUGGCAGCGGUGUGCUUUGAAGCCGGUCUUAAAGCACUCGAGGACAAUAUUCAUACCAAAGUUGUCGAGAUGAAACAUUUCGAAGUUGCAUUGAAAAAUGUACUUCCGAUUACUUCCGAAGAGUCUUUACGGUUGUAUGAAGAAUUUGGGGCAGCCCCAAGUAAAACUCCUAUUUCUCCUACUAUCCCUCCAGAUUCUUUUUCCCCUCCUGAAGUCACUUCAUCUACUUGCCCUUCUACUUCUCCUUCUCCCCCUUCAAGAAGAAGACUUUUCGAAUACGCUUUACUCUGUGUUUUAAAUAUAGCCAUAUUCAAAUUGCUGGACAAAAUAAAUAUCAUUUGACUUUG